AUGUGGGUACUUCUUCUAGGAGUCAGGACAGGAAGAGGCACAGGGAUGUUUCAUUGUUUUCUCGGGAGCAGCGGACGGCAGGUGCUACUCCUAUUGUUGGUGCUUCUUCAUAAUCUUCUAAGUGGAGUGUGGUGUGUUAUCACUCGGGGAAUACUUGCGAGUUCUGUAGCGGGGGAUACCUGCGAGUUUGGGUGUGACAGGAGAUGCCUGCACACAGUUGUUCUGGUAACGGGGGCUACCCGUGAGCUUGGACAGAUGCUUGUGCACUUUGUGCAAUGUCAGUAUAGUACUUGGGCCAUGAGCAUGGGGAAACACCAAUCAUUUGUUCCCUAUGCUGCUGUUCUCCUCUUGUGCAUGCACAUGCCUUUGUUAUAUAAUGCUUCUCCCACCACCCCCAUGUUUGAAAGACGCGAGGCAGAUCGGCUAGCAUUGCUUGACAUCAAGGCGAAGAUGACUGAUGAUCUUAUGCUGCAGGUCACUAGUUCAUGGAAUGACUAUCUCUAUUUCUGCCAAUGGCAUGGUGUUUCAUGUGGCUGCCGCCAUCAAAGAGUCACCGUCUUGAACUUGCAAUCCUCCAAUUUGGUUGAUUCCAUAUCACCUUCCAUUGGAAACCUUAGUUUCCUCAGAAUUAUAAAUCUCUCAAACAACACCAUCCACGUACGAAUCCCUCAUGAAAUCGGUUUAUUAUUUAGGCUGCAAAUUCUGAAUUUGGCCAACAACUCAUUGGAGCAACAAAUUCCAGCCAGCCUCUCACUCUGUUCUAACCUGAGAGUUCUUGCUAUAGGAAACAUCAAGCUCAUAGGGAAACUUCCGGUGGAGCUUGGGUCCUUGUCUAAGCUGGUGACCCUACACGUCUUGUCCAACAAUUUGACAGGAGCCAUCCUACCUUCUUUUGGGAACCUUUCAUCUCUUGAAGCUCUUCAAAUGGGAAACAAUAUACUUGAAGGAAGUAUCCCUGACUCGCUAGGCCAACUGAAAAGUUUAACACUUAUUGUGAUAGAGGGGAAUGAGCUAUCUGCGAAUAAUCAACUUGAAGGAAGUCUUCCUCAGAAUUUAGGACUCACUCUUCCUAAUCUUCGACGACUUAGUAUUUGGGAAAACAAAUUUAAUGGAUUCAUUCCAGCUUCACUGUCAAAUGCUUCAAAUCUUGAAUUGCUAGAAAUCUCUAUGAACAGAUUUUCUCGUGGGAUGUCUAUCAAAUUUGGAAAACUAAAGGUCCUGCACUGGCUUGGCAGCAAUAAUUUUGUAGGGGCGUUGCCUAGUUCCAUAGCCAGCCUGUCAAACAAACUCGAAUAUUUUUCAAUGGGAGGAAAUGGAAUAUCUGGAAAUAUUCCAACAGGCAUUGCAAAUCUCCAAAGCAUCAGGUUUCUAAAUAUGCAUCACAAUCAAUUAGAAGGAAAUAUUCCAGCCUCUAUUGGACUACUUCAUAAAGUACAAGAAAUGGGUUUUGGUGAAAUUCCUAGCAGUCUUGGUAGCUGUUCAAGUUUCAUACGCCUUCUCAUGCACUAUAAUUCCUUUGAAGGAGCCAUUCUAGGGUCUUUGAGUUCUCUGAAAGCCAUUGAAGAAUUGGACCUUUCACACAACAACCUCUCCGGUGAAAUUCCAAAAGAUCUAGGGAUCAUUCGCUUGUUGCGGAAUUUAAAUCUUUCUUUCAAUGAUCUUAAGGGUGAGGUACCUACAAGAGGAGUUUUAGUGAAUGCAAGUGCGAUUUCAAUCUAUGGAAACAAAAGGCUUUAUGGAGGCGUACCUGCAUGA
Messenger RNA from Cornus florida, 1755 nucleotides. Its product is annotated as LRR receptor-like serine/threonine-protein kinase EFR. The coding region runs from base 1 to 1755 and encodes 584 amino acids. The transcript is spliced from 6 exons. The record is from RefSeq and is a predicted model, not a curated record. NCBI's taxonomy places the organism in Eukaryota, Viridiplantae, Streptophyta, Magnoliopsida, Cornales, Cornaceae. Gene Ontology annotation, molecular function: protein binding.